AUGGCACCAGACCCGCACCAAGGAGGCCGUCUAGAAGACAUGGCUGCAGAGGGCACGACCAUUCCUGGCGAUGCUGGCAAGAUGAACGUGGUUUCACCCUCUGACCACCCAGAUCAGACUCACACGAAUCUCGCACAUGCAGCAGAUAACGCUUUCGACAUACCGCGCAGUGUGAACGACCGCGGACAAACAGGCGAAGUCAUAACUGGUACUGGCGACCAGCUACCGUCAAGUAUUGAGAAGAAGAACCUGGAUGACGCGGGCUUCGACCCAAGGGCAAAGGGUCACGACCAGUACGCGAAGCAUGCUCGGCAGGAUAAUCCUAUGGACAGCUUGAAGCAUGGAGCUGGUAGUCAUGACGUGGAGGCUGCGCCCGGUGAAGAGGAAGAGAGUCAGGAUGCGCUUCUGAACAAGAGAGGUGCGAACGUUCCUGUCCGCAAAAUGGUGUACUACUUCUCGUCCAACACGGUGUCGCCGUCAGCCUUUAUCUACGUCGGCAAAGACAAGGUUGAGAACGAAGAGCUUAUCAAAUACGGCUGGGACGAAGAUGUCUGGUUUCACGCCGACAACCUCUCUUCGGCCCAUAUCUACGUCCGGUUACCCGAGGGCGAAGAUUGGGAAAACAUGAGCAAAGAGUUGCUGGUGGACUGCGCGCAACUAACCAAGGCGAACAGUAUUGAGGGCAACAAGAAAGACAACGUUACGAUUGUGUAUACGCCUUGGAGCAACCUGAAGAAAGAUGGGAGUAUGGCUGUAGGUCAAGUUGGGUUCAAGGAUCAGCGAAAGGUGAAGCGCAUACAUGUGGAGCAGCGAGAAAAUCCUAUUGUCAACCGUCUUAACAAAACUAAAGUUGAGAAGUACCCCGACCUAAGAGAGGAGCGAGAAGCGAGGCGGGCGGAGUUGAGGAAGCGAGAUCAAAGUGCUCUGCAAGCCAAGCGCAAAGAAGAGGCCCGUAUAGCCAAGGAGCGCAAGGAGCUUGCGUGGCGGAGAGAUCAUGCCUACGACGAUGUCAUGACAGAGGAGAGUCUGGAGCAAAACUCCAACGAGAACCGCGAUGAGAACUUCCUCGAUGACUUCAUGUGA
Molecule: messenger RNA, 1083 nt
Organism: Alternaria hordeiaustralica
Lineage: Eukaryota; Fungi; Ascomycota; Dothideomycetes; Pleosporales; Pleosporaceae
Exons: 6
Coding region: 1-1083 (360 amino acids)
Source: RefSeq, a predicted model, not a curated record